CACCAUCUCUCUCUUUUGCCCAAAAUGGUCGUCGAUACGGCCUAUUACGACACCCUCGGCGUCUCGCCGCAGGCCACGGAGCUAGAGAUCAAGAAAGCCUAUCGCAAGCUGGCCAUUGUCCAUCAUCCAGACAAGAAUCCCAACGAUCCGACAGCGCACGAAAAGUUCCAAGCCAUCGGCGAGGCCUACCAGGUGCUCUCAGAUGCAGAUCUACGAAAGGCGUACGACAAGUAUGGAAAGGACCACGCGAAACCGCAAGAGGGUUUCGUCGACCCUGCCGAGUUCUUCUCCGCCAUCUUUGGCGGCGAAGCCUUUGUCGACUGGAUCGGCGAGAUUAGCUUGAUGAAGGAUUUGGCGGCGACAAUGGACAUUGCCAUGGAUGAGGGUGAAGAAGGAGAGGCUGCGCCGCAGGGAGAGGAAGAAUUUCCUGGAACUGCCGAGGCGAUGAAGGAGAGCAUGAAGGAGAAGGAGAAGGAGAACCAGGAGACAUUCGCAGGCUCUGCGUCCGCGCCGCCGCCGCCGCCGCCUCCCGCGGUGGUGGUAGAGGACGAGAAGGCAAAGACACCUGUGCAGCCUACGGCUGCGACACCGCCGCCUCGAUCUGAAGCUACAUCUCCCGCUCCGUCAUAUGGUUCCCGGAGCCGACAGAUUCCCAUCCGACCGGCUCUUACCGAAAAGGCCCACGACGACACAGAGAAGGAAGUGGAUCACGCAGAGGACGACCCCAAGGGCAAAGGAAAGAAGAAGGGCGGCAUGAGCAAGGAGCAGCGAGAAAAGCUGCUGGCUUACGAGAAAGAGCGCGCGCGCAUCCGACAGGAGCGGGUCGAGGCCCUCACACGGAAGCUGUUGGAUCGGGUCAGCGUGUGGACGGAGACGGACAAGGGCCCCGACGUCACCCGGUCGUUCCAGGAGAAGAUGCGGCUCGAGGUGGAGAAUCUCAAGAUGGAGUCGUUUGGCAUCGACAUCCUGCACGCCAUCGGCCAGACGUACAUGUCCAAGGCCUCGGCUCUCCUAAACAGCCAAAAGUUCCUCGGCAUCGGUGGCUUCUUCAGCAAGCUCAAGGACAAGGGCACGCUGGUCAAGGACACCUGGAACACCAUCAGCAGCGCCAUCGACGCCCAGCAGACGGUGGAGGACAUGGCCAAGAUGGAGGAGCGGGGCGGCGAGGACUGGACGGACGAGAAGCGCGUCGAGUACGAGCGCCGCGUCACGGGCAAGAUCCUGACGGCUGCGUGGAGGGGCAGCAAGUUUGAGAUCCAGGGCGUGCUGCGCGAGGUGUGCGAUGGGGUUCUCAAGGACAAGAAGGUUCCGCUGUCGAAGCGGUUAGAGCGAGCGCAGGCGCUGAUGCUCAUUGGCGAGAUUUUCAUCAAGGCUGAGCGGUCUCCCGAAGAAGAGGGCGAUUAUCUGCUCUUUGAGCAGCUCGUUGCCGAGGCCGCCAUGAAGAAGGACAAGCACGAAGACCACAAGCACAAGAAGGACAAGAAGUCUAGGGAU
Messenger RNA from Trichoderma reesei QM6a, 1494 nucleotides. RefSeq lists its product as uncharacterized. The record is from RefSeq and is a predicted model, not a curated record. The transcript has 3 exons. The annotation marks the transcript as partial. NCBI's taxonomy places the organism in Eukaryota, Fungi, Ascomycota, Sordariomycetes, Hypocreales, Hypocreaceae. Gene Ontology annotation, biological process: protein import into peroxisome matrix. Gene Ontology annotation, cellular component: cytosol.